AUGAGUGGGCCAUUGUCCCAAGUAGAUGGGCCAGCUAAAGAUACUAAAAAGAAGUUAGCAUUUAGUACCAACAGCCAAGAUAGCCAUACAAGCCUCAGGGUGGACUCAUUUUCUUAUCUCAACAAUGGUGGAGAGAACUUUACUUUUAAGGUCUCGGGGCCGGUUCAGGAUCCCGCUCCGGCUUUCAGUUUUCCUCGAGAGAGACUACGUCCAAUAAAUGUAGGAAGAACAAAUUGUAAAAAUGGAAUCGAUGUAUUUGGGGCUGACAAGUACUUUAACGUGAAACUGGAUCGUAGGGUAAGAGUGGAGCCACCAGUAGGACCGAGAAAUCCGAGUGUUUGUUCUCAAGAAAGUAACAUGAACAGCCAAAAUGUGUUGCUGCAGAGGACGCACAGAAUUGAAUCUCAAACGAAGCAAAAAAGACUGUUCGGGAGGAGAUUUUUUGCUGGUCUUGUUUGCCAAGGACCUUGUUUCAAUAAGAAAUCUGUUCAUGUUAAUGAAAUCGUGGCACCUGGAACGACAACAGAAUCAAAGCCUACUCGAACUGGAUCAAAAAGGGUCGAACAUUUUGCAUCCCAGGUUUCCAGAUCCGGGGCAGAAAAUUUGACAGUUGAGGAUGAAGAGUUGAAGGAAGAAAAACCGGACGAGCCUCGGAGAUCACUUGAAGUGUUUGGUUCGUGCAACUCGUAUAUGAAAGGAGGCGUCGCUAGGAACCUGGAAAGGAAACUCUCCAUGUUAACUUGGGAUGCUAUUCCAAAAUCAGGCCAGAAUCUUACAAUUUCUACUCCUGGAAAUACUCCAAUUUGUGAUGACAUGGCUAGUGAUGCUAGUUCUGAUUUAUUUGAAAUAGAAAAUAUAUCAAGCAUGGCUUAUUCGAAGUUAAAAGUUGAAUCUGAUCUUUAUCAUAUGCCGAGCUGUAUGAGCCCGAGUCCUACAACGCAGUAUGCGCCGAGUGAGGCCAGUAUUGAGUGA
Molecule: messenger RNA, 972 nt
Organism: Olea europaea var. sylvestris
Lineage: Eukaryota; Viridiplantae; Streptophyta; Magnoliopsida; Lamiales; Oleaceae
Product: protein PHYTOCHROME KINASE SUBSTRATE 3-like
Exons: 2
Coding region: 1-972 (323 amino acids)
Biological process (GO): phototropism
Source: RefSeq, a predicted model, not a curated record